AUGUAUAGGCGACAGGUGCAUCUGCGGCACAACAUGGCCUGCUGCGAUGUUUGCGAUAAAAUAAUGGAAUGUUUUACAAAUGGAUACCAAGCACUCACCAAUCUGGAAUCCAACGAAAAUAUGUCGUACGAAGGAAUAAAAAACGAUCUCGACAAGAUUAGUUCUGAUUGGGAAGAUCUCGAAAAAGAGACGUCGUCCACAUUAAAAGAAACCAUGGAAUAUUUCACUCAGUUCACGGAAAAUGAACCGAAAGAAUCAGAAGUUGAGACAAUUUUGACAAGAGCCAAGCUGCUUGAAGAGAAAUUUCGCAGUCUGUUGACAAGGUAAGGACACCAGCCAUGCGGUAUUAACUUUUAAGAAGACUUUCAAUGCCCCACCUGUUGACUGGAAGCUUAUCUAUAAUAAAGGGUAAUUAGGAGGUCACAGAUUUCAUUACACUUUCAUAUUUUCAGCGGUGCUGUUAUAUAAGCUGAAGACGAAAAACUCGAAAAUUAAUAAUCGUCGAAAAAUCUUAACAGCUGUGGAUGACUGACCAAGAAGGCUUAAAAUCUGGUUAAACUGCACUGAAAGAUUUUUCGAUGAUAAAGCUAUAAAAUAACUUACGGGGUAGUUUUAAUCAUUUGCCAAAUAUUUUUUACGCAUACGUAACCCUACUCAAAUAAUAAAAUUUCUGUGCAGUUGGUUUAAAUUUGCUAACUUUUCUCACUAGCUGUUCCGAGUCUGAUCUGAUGAAUUGCAAAAAUGCGUUGUCAAUCACAAAACAUUUGUUCCAGAGAAAGGUUCCCAGCCAACAAAAAUUUAGCCUUCCAGAGAAUGAAAGAUGGAAAAAUGAAAACAUCGAAAAAUUAGUAAACGAUGACUCAUCUGACUCCAUUCUCGGCCAAUCGAUUUGCCCCAUGUCAGUCUGUGAUCGAGGAACAAUUUGUCCGAGUGUGUCCGCUAAUAAGUAAUAUUAGUAAAAUCCAACUACUGGUCUAUUAUGAAUGCUGCGUUCUGAUUGGUUGAGCUACUACAAGGCUAUAUGUUAUAGCCCACCAGUAGCGAAAAGCGCCGGAUUUUUGGUGGCAAAAAAAGAUUAAAGUCUAGCUUUAAGUAGUUAAAACUUUUUUAUUCUCGGUAUUUUUGACCAACUAGUUGGAUUUUAUACUAAUAUAAUUAUUCCUCUCGCCCUCAUGGCCUCUGAGUUAAUAGCCCAUUCGGCCUUCGGCCUCAUGGGCUAUUGACUCAGAGCCCAUUCGGGCUCUUUCAGGCAUACAAAGAUUGGAGCGCGAGCAAAAGUAUAUCCUAGUCUUGUUGAAGAGCGGUACCAAUACUCCGAGACAAUGAAAAACAACAUUGUGACGCAUGGAAGACGUGCCUGGAUUUUAUCGGUACUCUUAGGACUGAUCCUUGGUGGAGUCAUAGCGUGGACGGCAUGGAACAGCCAGAUUCUUCCUGUAGUUUUUGGUGUUCCGAUCGGGGGAGGUGCAUUAUUGAUAAUUGGCGGGUUGGUUUACUUCAUUUUUGCUGCUGUCGCGGAAAGAGGGGUCAGGAAAUGGAAACAACUGCAGCAAGGAGUGUCGCACUUGCAAGAUACGGCAAAAUUUAUCCUCAGGAAAGCUCAGGAAUUAAACCUUUUGCCUGUGCAACUGCAAGUGAUG
Porites lobata is the source of this 1640-nucleotide messenger RNA. NCBI's taxonomy places the organism in Eukaryota, Metazoa, Cnidaria, Anthozoa, Scleractinia, Poritidae. The record is from the annotation of a GenBank genome assembly.